UCUCUGUCUCUCUCUUUUAUCUGGCUCCCACACGAUCAUCCUUUAUAAUUCAGUUUCUUUCUAAAGAUCUCUUUGACAACAGCAAAAAGACAGAGAGAGAGAGACAUAACAAAUCAUUAACUGCAUCUUUUUGGUUUUGGUGACGUUGAGACAUCCUACAUAUAAUGUCUAGCGGAGAGGAUUUGAAAGAGCAAGGAAACCUCACUAGUGAGGCAGAGAAGUCGAUGCCAUCAUCACAUCAGGAGGAGGCUGCUGUAAAGAACAAGUAUGGAGGGCUCAUGCCAAAGAAACCACCUCUCAUUUCCAAGGAUCAUGAGCGAGCAUACUUUGACUCAGCUGACUGGGCUCUUGGAAAGCAAGGUGUUGCGAAGCCAAAGGGACCUCUUGAAGCUCUUCGUCCCAAGUUACAGCCAACCCAGCAGCAGACGCGAUACAGGAAGUCUCCAUGUGCUCCAUCUGAUGGCGGUGAAGAUGGAGGAGCUUCUCAGGCCGAGGGAGUUUCCGGCAACGAGGAGUAGAGAGACAAAAGAGAGAAAAUGGAAACUCUUGUGUAAUAAUAAUAACUUUG
Molecule: messenger RNA, 568 nt
Organism: Brassica napus (rape)
Lineage: Eukaryota; Viridiplantae; Streptophyta; Magnoliopsida; Brassicales; Brassicaceae
Exons: 7
Coding region: 165-518 (117 amino acids)
Cellular component (GO): cytoplasm
Molecular function (GO): protein phosphatase inhibitor activity
Source: RefSeq, a predicted model, not a curated record